Messenger RNA from Amborella trichopoda, 1556 nucleotides. The record is from RefSeq and is a predicted model, not a curated record. NCBI's taxonomy places the organism in Eukaryota, Viridiplantae, Streptophyta, Magnoliopsida, Amborellales, Amborellaceae.
CUAAUCUUUCAUUCAAAGAUGAAACAUGGGGUAUACAAAAGCAUUCCAAUCUCCACACACAAGAUCAACCGUAACACAUUUGAUCCAGGGAUACACAAAGGCAUUACAAUCUUAAAACCUAAAAUUAACCUUCAACAUGCGACCCAAUCUUCGUUCUCAUCAAUUCUAGAAUCUGGCACUCUAGCCGAUCACCUCGGAAACGGGAGACUAAUGGAUCUAAUCGAUAAGAGAGAGAGAAGAGACUCAAAAAUCACACAAGCAGAGAGCCUUAUGAGGCCAAAAAGUUGUUCAGAAACCAGAGUACUUUCAAAGGCUUCUUUCUCUCUCAAAGUGAACAGACCAAUGGGUGGAUCAAUGAGACACACAGACCCUAACUCUAUUCCGGCCAGUUUCCGAUACCUGGCCCCCUUUCGAUCGAUGCAAGAACCCUUAAUUUCUCGUCAAGAAAUUGGUCAGACGAUUCAGAUGGAAGCAGGAGCAUCGAUCUCAGCAGUAAGUCAUCCACUUCUGCUCCGGCAUCUAGAUUGGCCAGAAAAAAGCCCGGUAACAAGAUUCUUGACAGAUUUUGGCAAGAAGGGCCAUGUCACCAGGCCGAGGUGGGCACAUGGGCCUGAGGCCACCGAGCCCACCAAGCCCUGUUAAGACUAAGGGGGUAACUGGUUUCUUGAACAUGGGCUUGGAGUUAUUGAAGGGGAGGAGAAGUAGUUUGGGGAAUGGCAAUGGUAAGGGUGGUGGGGUUAUGUUGAUAAUGGAUGAGGCAGGCCAAGACUUGAGGGUUUUGAACAACAGGUUGCUUCAAUCGAGAUUUUUGAAUGCCAAGGCCCAGUUUUUGGUAGAGAAAAAGGCCAUAUUUGCCCAGGUAACUUUUCCUUACUUUUUCCAUUUCAGAGAGAGAGAGAGAGAGAGAGAGAGAGAGAAAUUGGUUUUAUUAAUCCAUCCACUGGAGGCCCAUCUCUGCCUUCCAUUAAUAAAUGAUGAGGGACGAUUAAUUUUUAUAAACGCUUGGGGAAGUGUUUCAAAGCUUCAAGAAUCCGUAUCACAUAAGCCUUUCCAAUUUCAUAAGGACAAGCUUGACCACAAGCUCAACUAUGUACUCGGAUCACCGGCAAAGGCGUUCAAAGCAUGGGAUGGCAUUCAGAGAGAGCAUACUGUAGCGGUUUCCAAGACCAAGGAUUGCUUGAACACAGUUGUUGUGUCCAGAGUCCCUUUGGUUGAUGGGGCCAAGAGCCAAGCAGUCUCACAAGCACUUCGACAAGCUGCCGAUGUUGCAAAUUCCAUCAAGACAAUCAUAUAUCUUCUUACUACCAUGGCCCAGAGGAUGGCUUCUCUACUUCUAGAGCUUGCAAGGGUAGUGACAAAAGAGAUGGUUCUUUUAGAGGAGACUUUUGAAUUGCUAGGUGUUGUUGCCAAUUUAGAGCUUGAAGAGAGAAGCCUUAGGUGCCACAUUAUUCAACUGAGGACUCAGCAACACAAAGAUGAGCUACCAAGUAGAAUCGUGCAUGCUUGAAGCCUAGGGAGAUGAAGGCCGCAUAUAUACUAUUUAUCUUCUUGUCCUU